UUGGCGCGGCCUUUGUUUCUCGCUGCCGCGGAAGCUCCAAUUCUCGUCUGUCUGUUUUGUGUCCUCUGCUGGUAGAAGCCCAGCCUGUGUGGCCCUGCGACCUGCGGGUAUUGGGAGAUCCACAGCUAAGACGCCAGGGCCCCCUGGAAGCCUAGAAAUGGGAGCAUUGACAUUUAGAGAUGUGGCCAUAGAAUUCUCUCUGGAGGAGUGGCAAUGUCUGGACACUGAACAACAGAAUUUAUAUAGAAAUGUAAUGUUAGAUAACUACAGAAACCUGGUCUUCCUGGGUAUUGCUGUCUCAAAGCCAGACCUGAUCACCUGUCUGGAGCAAGAAAAAGAGCCUUGGAAUUUGAAGACACAUGAUAUGGUAGCCAAACCCCCAGUUAUAUGUUCUCAUAUUGCCCAAGACCUUUGGCCAGAGCAAGGCAUAAAAGAUUAUUUCCAAGAAGUCAUACUGAGACAAUAUAAAAAAUGUAGACAUGAGAAUUUACUGUUAAGAAAAGGCUGUAAAAAUGUGGAUGAGUUUAAGAUGCACAAAAAAGGUUAUAAUAGACAUAACCGGUGUUUGACAACUUCCCAUAGCAAAAUAUUUCAGUGUGACAAAUAUGUGAAAGUCUUUCAUAAAUUUUCAAAUUCAAACAGACAUAAGAUAAGACAUACUUCAAAGAAACCUUUCAAAUGUAAAGAAUGUGGAAAAUUAUUUUGCAUUCUUUCACACUUAGCUCAACAUAAAAAAAUUCAUACUGGAGAGAAAUCCUACAAAUGUGAAGAAUGUGGCAAAGCCUUUAAUGAGUCCUCAAACUGUACUACACAUAAAAGAAUUACUGAGAAAAAACCUUACAAAUGUAAAGAAUGUGGCAAAGCCUUUAACUGGUUUUCACAUUUUACUACACAUAAGAGAAUUCAUGCUGGAGAAAAACCCUACCAAUGUGAGAAAUGUGGCAAAUUUUUUAACCAGUCCACAAACCUUACUACACAUAAAAGGAUUCAUACUGGAGAGAAACCCUAUAAAUGUGAAGAAUGUGGCAAAGCCUUUAACCAGUCCUCAAACCUUACUGAACAUAAGAAAAUUCAUACUAAAGAGCAACCAUACAAAUGCGAAAAAUGUGGCAAAGCUUUUAAGUGGUCCUCAACCCUUACAAAACAUAAAAGAAUUCAUAAUGGAGAAAAACCCUACAAAUGUGAAGAAUGUGGCAAAGCUUUUAACCGAUCCUCAACCCUUAAUAGACAUAAGAUAACUCAUACUGGAGAGAAACCCUACAAAUAUAAAGAAUGUGGUAAAGCUUUUAACCAAUCCUCAACUCUUACUAUACAUAAGAUAAUUCAUACUGUAGAGAAAUUUUACAAAUGUGAAGAAUGUGGCAAAGCCUUUAGCCGGAUCUCACACCUUACUACACAUAAGAGAAUUCAUACUGGAGAGAAACCCUACAAAUGUGAAGAAUGUGGCAGAGCUUUCAACCAGUCCUCAACCCUUACUACACAUAAAAGAAUUCAUACUGGAGAGAAACCCUAUGAAUGUGAAGAAUGUGGCAAAGCUUUUAAUCGGUCCUCAACCCUCACUACACAUAAGAUAAUUCAUUCUGGGGAAAAAAUCUACAAAUGUAAAGAAUGUGGUAAAGCCUUUAGGCGGUUCUCACACCUUACUAGGCAUAAGACAAUUCAUACAUAAAAUUGUAAAGACUGUGGCAAAGCUUUUAAACAAUCUUUAUACCUUACUACACAUAAGAUAAUUCAUACUGAAAAGAAACCCUACAAAUGUGAAGAAUGUGGCAAAGCUUUUAACCAGUCCUCAAAUCUUACUAAACAUAAGGUAAUUCAUACUGGAGAAACCUACAAAUAUGAAGAAUGUGGCAAAGUCUUCAACCAAUCUUCACACCUUACUACACAUAAGAUAAUUCAUACUGGAGAGAAACCCUACAAGUGUGAAGAAUGUGACAAAGCCUUUAACAAAUCCUUAAUUCUUAACAGACAGAUUCAUACCAGAGAGAAACUCUACAAACCUGAAAGUUGUAAUGCUUUUGACAACACCUCAAACUUUUCCAGACAUCAAAGAAAUGCUGGUGAGAAAUUCUAGAAAUAUGCAGAAUGUGACAAAGCCAUUAAAUUGUUGUCACAUUUAAUUGUAGGUAAGGUGAUUCAUACUGGAGAAAACUACAAGUGUGAACAAAGUGGCAAAACUUUUAACCAAUGCUCACACUUUAUUGCACAGGACAUUUAUACUUGAGAACAAAUAUACAAAUGUAAAGAAAGUGAAAACCCUAUUAAUAUCUGCUCACAUCAACUCAACAUCAGAGUUCAUACAUAACAAAAUCAUUAAAAGUGCAAUUACUGUCCAAAGAUUUUUUCAGAAAAUAUAAGCCUUUAAACUUCAGAAGAUGAUUUAUUUUGAAGACAAACAUUAAAAUGUAGAGAGUUAUAGUAACUUUACUUUUAUCACAAUCUUAUUCUACUCAUUUUGUACUAGAGGCAAACCCUGAAGCCAUUGCUCAAAUUUUGUUCGACAUCAGACAGAUAAUUUGUAUUAAUGAAAAACUCUCCAAAUAAAAUAGGUUUGGAGAAAACUUUUUUUCAAAAACUACAGCUUAGAAAACUUCAGAGAGUUUAUACUAAAAUAUAUUUUUGCGGAUGCAAUAAAUAGAAAAAAAAAUUUAAUCCAAAAUUAAGUUUAUGUAAGGCCAGUCAGAGUGGCUCACACCUGUAAUCCCAGCACCUUGGGAUGCCAAGGCUUGCAUUUUUGUAAUAAUAAUUGACAUUGAUAAUUUCUUAAUGUAUCUGUUGGUCAUAUGUAUGUAUUUUCUUGAAAAAUAUUUAUGCCUCUUGCUCAUUUGUAACAGUUAUUUGUUGUUUGUUGUGUAGUCAUUUAAGUUUCUUAUGUAUUUUUGAUAUUAACCCCUUGACACAUGUAUGAUUUACAAAUAUUUUGUUCCAGUUUUUAGUUGACUUGUUCAUUGUGUCAGAUUCUGUGCAACAGCAUUUUAAUUUGUAGUAAUCUGACUCAUUUGUUUUUCCUUUUCUUCCCUGGGAUUUUGAGCUUAAAUUUAAAAAGUCACUGCCCAACCAAUGUUAUGGGGCUUUUACUCUGUUUUUUGUAGUAGUUUCCAGUUUUCAGGCCUUACAUUUAAGUGAUUUAGUUUGAGUGGCCAGGCUCGGUGCCUCAGCCUGUAAAGACUGUAAUCCCAGCACUUUGGGAGGCCAAGGCAGGCAGAUUACCUUAGGUCAGGAGCUCGAGACCAGCCUUGCCAACAUGACGAAACCCCGUCUCUGCUAAAAAUACAAAAAUUAACUGGGCAUGGUGGCACCCACCUGUAAUCCCAGCUACUCAGGAGGUUGAGGCAGGAGAAUCACAUGAACCUUGGAGGCAGAGGUUGGAGUGAGCUGAGAAGGUGCCACUGCAGUCCAGCCUGGGUGACAGAGUGAGACUCUGUCUCAAAUAAUAAUAAUAAUAAUUUAUUAUGAGUUGGUUUUUAUAUAUGAUGUGAGAUGAUAGUCUGAUUUUAUUACUCUACCUGUGGCUAUAACAUUUUCUCAACACCAUUUAUUGAAGAUACUGUCCUGUCUCUAAGAAAUAGUCACCUUUAUUUAAAAUCAGUUAGCUGUAAGUAGAUGGAUAUAUUUCUGGUCUUUUUUUUUUUUUUCCUGCUCCAUUGCCCUAUGUGUCUGUUUUUAUUCAAGUACCAUACUGUUUUUGUUACUAUAGCUUUAUAGUAUAUUU
Messenger RNA from Gorilla gorilla gorilla (western lowland gorilla), 3712 nucleotides. RefSeq names its product putative zinc finger protein 730. The record is from RefSeq and is a predicted model, not a curated record. Lineage: Eukaryota; Metazoa; Chordata; Mammalia; Primates; Hominidae. Gene Ontology annotation, biological process: regulation of DNA-templated transcription. Gene Ontology annotation, molecular function: DNA-binding transcription factor activity, RNA polymerase II-specific; RNA polymerase II cis-regulatory region sequence-specific DNA binding.